GUCGAACGCUGAUUGGCCGCGGCGACGACGUGCGGGGUGCAGAGCGCCGGGUGACGUCGCACGACGCAUGUUCCGUGCUAUCGAAUCCGAGUGACAGGUGGUGCGGCUCAGCUCGGCUCAGCUCGGCUCUCAAUCCCGUGCGGUGCACACAUUUGGUACGUGAUCGUUGGCGUGAAUAACGCGGUCCGUCGUGCACCGUCGUGGACGUUUGACGUUACUGCCGAAAAGCGUGGCCCUGCUGCAUCUAUCCUUUAAAGGGAAAUCAACGAGAGAGAAGGAUACUCUACGUCGCAGGUCAUCUUACGUCGCACACGUCGCGAGGACGCGAAUUGCGUGGUACUCCGAAAACGGCACUCGGGACACCCGUCGUCAUCCGUCCAAAUUGUGCAAAUCGCGGUGACAUGCACGCACGAUCACCCGUGCGUCGCUGCUCGUAGGUGCUCCACCCCUCCCCGUGUUCAGUCCCUACGAUGUGUACCACGUAUCCGCGCGACUCACCCGGGAGAUUCAGCUGCAGAAGAGCAUUCGGUGUUGGGACAAGGUUGGCGGAUCUAUAUGGGGCAAUGCGUGUCUCGUAAGGCGGGCGCCGUCGUCGCAGCAUCCGGUCAUCACAAUUCACCCUCGUACCGUAUCAUGGACAAGGCCCAGAAACAGGGCUCUUCGAAGCGCGGCACGUCGUACACACGCGGCACCGCGAUGUCCUUCGGCUUCAGGCGACGGCCCACCAGCGGGAUCCCUAUGCCGAUAACGAACUAUGUCGCCGGUACCACCAACGAGAAGAGCCUGCUGCAUCCACGAUCAAAGUCAGCCGGCCCGGAGCAGGAUCGCAGGCGGAUGAUGGACGAUGAUAACAGCAAUAUGAUUCAUAAUUCGUCGUCCGGCCGGUCGACACCGCGGCUUGCACCGCCGAAGAAGGACUCGAGUGGGAUCGGCGUCAGGACAAAUCGCUUCGGCUAUCGGCAGCCGCAAGCGAGAUUCACGAACAAGGUUGGCGACAUCUGCAACAGCCACAGCAUCAGUCACUAUAAUCAGGAGAAGCUGCAGCAAUAUUCGCAGCAACAGCAGCAGCAACAACAAGAGAAUUAUUUUGUCAAACAGCAACAACCAAACAGGAUGGUCGCGCACGUGCCACAGCAUUUGUGCAACACGACGGCACCGGCAAAAUCUCGCCCGCCGCAAUCGAAUAACAUGACUUACGGCGGCAAUUCGAUGAUGCAACACACAGACGCGAAUAAACGAGUCUCAGGCAUUCCAGAACCCAUCAGUAGGUACACGCUGCACACCAGUCAUCUGCCGCUACCUCAAUAUGCCGUACGGGUAAACGACUCGAACUCCAAGAUCGCCAAGACUGCAGCAAAUCAAAGCAGAAAGAUAUCCACGUCGAAGGGCUCGUCCAGUUCGAAGGAAGGUUCGGUGACCGAGGAUUCGGGUGUCAGCAGCCAGCCGACCGGUCCGGAGGACAACGAUAGAAUCAGAUCCAUGGAUUACAUGGAUGAUGCUUCUCUGAGAAGACGCGGCGUCGGCAGACCAAGAAACCUGCGCAUGGUGGUGUCCGGCAAAAGCUUUGACGUGAGAGACGUCCGUGACGACGACAGCACCGUCACGGAGAUCUCGGUGAUCCCGUUGCCCAAAUCUUUCGCAACCGCUACUGCGAAUCUAAAUACUGGCUUUGUGCGAGAGCGGGCCACGCAAUACCAGCGAAUCGUUAACAAGGACAAUAGGUACACCGACUCGACCGCGUCAAUGUCCACAACAUCCUCGGAGGGCUACGACGAGGGUUGUCUGAGCGAGGAGAAGGUCUACAAGGAUCGAUCGCGCACAGAAAAGGUCCCGUCCAUCAAAUCGGACUUCAGCCCUCCCAGUUCCGACGAUCCCGAAUAUGGACACGGUGAAGCCAUGGCAGACGAGUACUCGUUGAGCUCCAGCGACGAAUACCAGCGUACCAACUCCAUUAUCGCUCAGCACGCGCAAGCAAUUACCGCUGCCACGAAAAGCGGCGUAACAUCGAAGAACGCUCUACGCUCGGUGUUACUCACCAUCGAGGAUCCCGCAUUCGCCGCCGCCGCUGCUACUACAACCACUUUAAUAGACGACGAGACUUCACCAGUUGACAGCUUGUUUGACAGUCCUACCGCCAGCAUCACGCAGUCGGAUGGAAAACCCUCAAAGAGGGAUGAGGAACACGCACACGAGCGUUCGGACAACACUCUCGAGGACGACGGCCCCGGCACGCCGACAAACGCCUCCAACUCACUCAGCUUGUCCGAGGGUAGAGAGUUCUUCGACGAUGAGAUCGCGGAUCAACCCGGAUUGAUCUUCGACGACAACAACCCGAGAGCGAGAAUCGAAACGCAAUCCGCUAUGGGAGGUCAAGUAAUCACCGAGAAUAGCCAUACUUUGGUUGAGACGAGCUCUAAGAAUGCGCAUAUCAAAGGCGUAAUGAAUAGUCCUCAUCAUGGGCGUUUACAUCGAGCAGGCAGCGUAGACACUUUAUCGCCCUGCGAAUCCAUCGCGUCGGAUGAUUUAAUGUUAGAUUACGACGGCAGCGACGCGAGCUCUUACGAGGAACAACAGCGAUUAAAUUCCAAUCCUGCGUUGCACGAGCUGGAUGAUGCAACUAUAAUUUCCGAGCUGGAAGCUCAGGGCGAAGAAGUGAUGAGACAAUGGAGUUCGUUGCUGAACACCGCGCACAUGGAGGAGGCGAAUUCUAAUUCCGCCAACAACAAUUCCAUCAACAGCGGUAACAAUAACAAUCAGGCCGCCACCGAAUCCGGAAUCGGAAGUGACAGGAUGUCAAGGCUGUUACGCAGUAGAUCGGGAACGGAAUCGCCGCGUUCAUUAGACAACAUGCGCAACCGUCAAGUUUCUAGUCCUAUGAGAACGUCGGGAAGUGUGUCAUCCUCGUGCGUCGAUUCCGGUGACGAGGCCAGCCUCAGGAUAGACCGCGGCACGUAUCAGUACAUGUUCCAGGACAUCGUCUCCAUAAAGACGAUGCUCCUGAAGCUCAAACGAGUUCUUCAGGAGUCAGGAGAGAACGAUUUGACGAGGACAGAAACUCUCAACCCAUUCGAUAAUCCGAAGAAUGGCCUCUUCUGUAACCUGAACGAGGGUGGAAGUAACAUGACUGACGUGAGCACGUCACCGGGAAGUGGUGGUAGUAGUAUUGCGGACGAACUAGCGGAUUUGAGAAGGCAGGUGGUGUUCCUUCAGGGCCAGGUGGAGGACCGAGAUCGCACGAUACAAGUGCGAGAUCGUACCAUCGAGCUACUUGAGGUAAAUAACGAGCUCCAGAUGUCGAAGCUUCAAGAACCUAAGAAUGGCGAUAUUCAAAGUUGUACUUUGCCGACACGCAACAUCAACGUCUCCUCUGGAGACACUUGUAACGCCGCUACGCAAACAGAGAAGACACGUCCAGUGUCGGCGGGGCCCUCGCUCCUACAGUCACUCCCACAGGAUGGUGUCAUGGGGCCUCUCGUUAGUUGGAGUGACUCGUUGGAUCGUCAGCGACCUUCACUGCUCUCCGAGCUUAAUUCCGCCGGGAGCCAUCGCAAGCCAAUCGAACGUUUACCUCAUACGCUAAGACUCCGUCAGGAACAGACUCCGACACGUCGCAUCAAUGUGCAUGCGAGAAGACACUCGUCGGAAUGCGUGUCCGGCUCGCCCACCAAGCCGAAGAAUUGCAUAAAAUCGCCAUGCGAUUUAAACGACGCAGAACAACGUGAUGCUAAGAUAGAAGGAAACACUGUCAAGUCUCUCAUUCCGACACCUAGAAAACUACGGCUUUAAUGAUACGCCGGUUAUAUUGAUCUUCUUUGCGUGUAGCAACGUUUCUUUUCGUUCCAGACGUCCGCAUCCUCGAAGUAUAGAAAAUCUUUGAAAGACUCAUUGAUCUCCUUACGGACAAAUCAUUCACACAAAAUGUUUAAUUGAUUUUUCAUUCAGUAAAACCUGAACGCCUAAAUCGAAAAUGAGUCCAUAAUCGUUCCAAUUACGUUACAAGUUGCAAUAGAGCAACGAUAGCUGAAUUGUAUGUCAGCUGAAAAGAAUUUAAUUUGUAUAUAAUUACUCAAUCGCAUUUCUACCAGACGGUCCUUCGACCGAUUCGGACGUCCAAGAUAUCGUAAAAUGAUCUCGUUUUACUUGCUCGUACUCGUAAUUAGUUCUCUGCGCGACAUAAUGUUCACGUCCUACGCAUUAACAACGUAAUGAUGUAUGUCAUUUGAUAUUACGCAUUCGUCUGAUGUAAUUCGCCACAGUAUUUAUGUAAUGUGGUGCAGAGAGUGUCGCGCGAAGCCAUCUAUUCCUGAGCGGAUAUUUCGGAUGGUGUAUAAUUCGCGCCCGCGUGCGUUAUGGGUACGGAUAUCGGACUUAAUCGUUAAUAUUAGCGGUAAAUUUCAUUUCCUCACUUAAACGUGAUCUCAAGUGCAAAAUUAGAGACUAUCUGCUUAUCACUAAAUCCUUUAUCCGGCGAUCGGUUUAGGACCUGCGCUUCGUAUAUGUGUGGAGUCUUCUUCUAAAAUAAUGUCACAAUAUUGUGACAUUAUUUUUGGCAGCUGAAAACGG
Messenger RNA from Mycetomoellerius zeteki, 4563 nucleotides. Its product is annotated as probable serine/threonine-protein kinase DDB_G0282963. The record is from RefSeq and is a predicted model, not a curated record. NCBI's taxonomy places the organism in Eukaryota, Metazoa, Arthropoda, Insecta, Hymenoptera, Formicidae. The transcript is spliced from 13 exons. The coding region runs from base 556 to 3786 and encodes 1076 amino acids.